Molecule: messenger RNA, 4747 nt
Organism: Notolabrus celidotus (New Zealand spotty)
Lineage: Eukaryota; Metazoa; Chordata; Actinopteri; Labriformes; Labridae
Product: ceramide transfer protein-like
Exons: 29
Coding region: 2375-4330 (651 amino acids)
Biological process (GO): ER to Golgi ceramide transport
Cellular component (GO): Golgi apparatus
Molecular function (GO): phosphatidylinositol-4-phosphate binding
Source: RefSeq, a predicted model, not a curated record
UUUCAGUUACGUCCUGCGUAAAAAACCGUUACUUGUUAAUCGAUUUGAUUGGCUAUCCCUUAAUGUGACCAUUAAGGGAUUAAUGUUUUGAAAACCUAACUAGUUUUUGGGCAAAGAAUCACAGGAGAGGACAUUAAUGGGAGCAACUGUCGUAGGCCUCAACCCCAGCUAGCUAGGAGAAUGCUAAGCUAACACGGUGGAGACAGGUGACUUCAAACAUGGAGGACAAUGAAGAGGAGCAGCAGGGUUUAUCUUCCUCCUGAGAUGAAGGCUCCGUUCCUGUGGAUCUGGUUCUCCAAGGUGAAGUUGAAGGUGAAGUCUUCGAUGCGUUCGCUGUUGUGGAUCUUCACUCUGGAGGCGUACUCGUCGGCCUGAAGGUGCUUGAUGACAUCAGGAAACCAAACGGAGAGUCCAUAGAACCUGGACACAAGAACAGCGACUUCCGGACAUGGAUGAGAGGAGAGCUCAGGCAGACAGACAGCAGUCGGCAGAUUUUCCUCAGCGGGACCGUUCGGGACAUUUUGUGAGAGCUUGAGGAUUUCAACAGCUGAGGGGAUUCCCGGAGGACUGUGGGUGAUUGACAGGUGCAGAGUUCAUCGCUGCUCCCUGAUUUUGAAGAAGAUUAAAAAAUCCAAACACGCAAAUAAAAAAGUCUCUCUCUCUUCCUCACAGAGAUUGGGUGGCUCCACCUACACCUUUACACCAUCUGAAUUUAAGCCCUGCUGUGAGGCUUCUCCAGUGCCAGAUUAUUCCCUCAUCUGAUGUGUGCCUCCACGAGCCCCCCAGUACUACCGCCCAAUUGCUGCCACGCUGCCACACUCUCUCCCUGGAUUCACUCACCAGCCUCCUCCUCAAGCCCUCACGUCUCCAGCCUUCACUUCUCCUCAGAUUCCCUCCUCAUGCCUUGGACCCUGGAUCCUGUCCCUCCACCCCCCUUCAAUACAUUCACUUAACUGCUUCAUCUGCCUCCGGUUGUGCUUUUGGGUCCACACUUAAACACCUGGUUUUCUAACCGCCACAGAAAAUGUGCGACAUUUAAAUACAGAGAAAGGGCAGCAGCAGAGGUGGCCAGAUUUCAAGGAGGCGCAGUGCCACGCCUCUGGACGUGCCUCUGUUUUAUUAGUUUUCAGAAGGACUUCUCACCACUAGAAAACCCCUCCCCUCCUCAGGCAGUGUUGAAGAGUGAUUGUCCCAUGACUCCGCUGAACUGCGUCCGACUCUCUAACCCAUGACAUGGCUGAGAGCCCUCAUCUCCAGCAUCCCUCUGAACCACCGCUGUUUGAGUUAUGGGAGGUGUAUGUGUAUAUGUGUGUAUGUGUGUAUGUGUGUGUUAGUGUAAAAGGUGUGUGUGAAAUCACAAAUGGAUUAUCACUUGACUCGUGGUUAACAUAACAGGCUUUAGUCAAGUAGGGUAAGAAGACAGAGAAUGUGUUAUGUCACUCAGUAUAAUGGUGUUAAAUAUUUUAAAGUCUUAAAUUGAGUCUCUUUAUCAGGCUGUUAAUGUCAUUAAAUCAUAGAAAACUUCAACUAUUUCUAAUUGUGAGCAUAAAAUUGUCAUCAUUGAAUGUAGAAACCUCAAAACCUGAAGCCAUGUGCACACAAUCUGGAUGUGCUAAUCGAUUAUUUAUACAAGCUUAUAAUAAUUUGACCACACUUGCAUAAUGUUCCCAUGAACAGGACUCAUACAGUAAAUAUCUGCACCACACUUGUUGCCCCGCCUGUAGUCCUUACGAGGUUGUUGAUCCAGUGGAGUCUCCUUGAGGUGCAGCUGGGACAGGAUGAGGCGCUCAGAAUUAAGAUGAGGUGUUUAAUGCCAUCAAGAUUCUCUGGAACGAUCUGUCCGAGGAAGUCAGAGCGCCAUAAUAAACAGGAGGGGGGGGGAGCCUGUCUUCCUGGAGGGGGAGGAGCCUGUCUUCCUGUUUAGGAGUGGAUUUGGUGACGUCAGCCCGGCCAGCGCCCCUGCGCACCACACAAGUUGAAGCACGCGCUCUACCAACCCGAGAAGAAGGAGAAGAAGAAGCUCGAGACGUCAGUUGAACAUGGCGUUGAUCUGCAGAGCUGUUACAGGUCUACAGAGAGAAACCAGCACCGACACGACCUCUGAGGGGGUCUGAGGGACUACAGAGAACACCUACAUUCGACCGGGGACGGUUCCCUGAGCUUAUUCUGCUGUAACUGAUCAUUUUCUGCCUCUUCACGGACUGUCACAGGAGGCACAGCUAACCUUUCAUUACCUGGACCUAGCUUGACCACAGAAUGUGGACCAGCUAACUGGAGCCAACUGGUUAUUGAUCCUCUCAACCACCACCCCCUUCCAGAUAUUUGGGUUAACUCCUCGUCUGCUCAGAGUGUUAGCCUGCACAGCAUCAAGGGAAUGUCUGACAACCAGAGCUGGAACUCUUCUGGUUCCGAGGAGGACAUGGAGCCCAGAGAGGAGUCUGGACAUCUGGUUGGUGUCGUCGACUUGAACGGAGUCCUCAGUAAGUGGACAAACUACAUCCAUGGCUGGCAGGACCGCUGGGUCGUCCUGAAGAACAACACACUGAGCUACUACAAGUCUCAAGAUGAGACCGAGUACGGCUGUCGAGGCUCCCUCUGCCUAAGCAAAGCUGUCAUCACUCCCCAUGAGUUUGAUGAGUGCCGACUGGACAUCAGUGUGAACGACAGCGUGUGGUACCUGCGAGCACAAGACCCAGAGCACAGACACCAGUGGAUCGACGCCAUUGAACUUCACAGGAGUAUCAGAGAGGGGAGGCCAGAGAAGGGAGGAGUCCAGGGAACAAUAAUCAUCCCUCCACCACUGGCUGAUUCUGGAUAUGGCUCAGAGUCCAGUCUGCGGAGACAUGGCUCCAUGCUGUCUCUCACCUCGGGCACCAGCGGCUACUCCGCCACCUCCACGUCCUCCUUCAGGAAGGGCCACAGCCUGAGGGAGAAGCUGGCAGAGAUGGAGACAUUCAGAGACAUCCUGUGCCGGCAGGUGGACACGCUGCAGAAACACUUCGACAGCUGUGCGGACGGCGUGUCGAAGGAUGAGCUGCAGAGGGAUAAAAUCGUGGAGGACGAUGAAGACGACUUCCCCAACACUCGGACAGACGGAGAGUUUCUGCACAACAACAGCAACAACGGCAGCAAAGAGAAACUGUUCCAGUCCUUGACUCCCAAGGGAAUCAACGGCAUAGAUUUCAAGGGUGAGGCCAUCACAUUCAAGGCCACCACGGCGGGGAUCCUGGCCACCCUGUCCCACUGCAUCGACCUCAUGGUGAAGAGAGAGGACAGCUGGCAGAGGAGACUGGAUAAGGAGAUGGAGAAGAGAAGAAGAAUAGAGGAGGGCUACAAGUCAGCGCUCAAUGAGCUGAAGAAGAAGUCUCAUUUUGGAGGUCCAGAUUACGAGGAGGGUCCAAACAGCCUCAUCAAUGAAGACGAGUUCUUUGACGCGGUCGAAGCUGCUCUGGACCGACAGGACAAGAUCGAAGAACAGUCUCAAACAGAGAAGACCAGGAUUCUGAGAUCCAGCCCCGUCCCCCCUGCAGACGUGUACUCCACCUCUGGCUCGCACAGAUUCUCCGAAAAGCCUCAUAGUCAGUCCUCCCCUGCUCUGAUAGUCAGCGCCCCUCCUCAUCCUGUCCACAGAUACAGCACAGAGGUGGAGGAGAUGGUGCAGAAUCACAUGACCUACUCUCUGCAGGACGUGGGAGGAGACGCCAACUGGCAGCUGGUUGUGGAGGAGGGAGAAAUGAAGGUGUACCGGAGAGAGGUGGAGGAAAACGGGAUCGUUCUGGACCCGCUGAAGGCCACUCACUCAGUGAAGGGGGUCACAGGUCACGAGGUGUGCCACUACUUUUGGGACACUGCGUACCGCAACGACUGGGAGACAACAAUUGAAAACUUCAACGUUGUGGAGACGUUGUCAGACAGCGCUGUGGUCGUUUAUCAGACUCACAAGCGGGUGUGGCCUGCGUCUCAGAGAGACGUCCUCUACCUGUCCUCCAUGAGGAAGAUCCUCGCCAACAACGAGAACGACCCCGACACCUGGCUGGUCUGUAACUUCUCCGUGGAUCACGAUGACGCUCAGACGACCAGCAGGUGUGUCCGUGCCAAAAUCAACAUCGGCAUGAUCUGUCAGACUCUGGUGAGCCCACCGGAGGGCGACAGAGAGAUCAGCAGAGACAACAUCACCUGUAAAAUCACCUACGUCGCUAAUGUGAAUCCUGGAGGUUGGGCCCCGGCCUCUGUCCUCCGCGCCGUGGCGAAGAGAGAGUACCCCAAGUUUCUGAAACGGUUCACCUCCUACGUCCAGGAAAAGACCGCUGGAAAGCCCAUCUUGUUCUGAGGCCUGCAGCUUGGAGACGUCUGAGGACCGUCUGCUGCUGUGACCACAUGAAACUCCAACUUCCUUCUAAAUUCAUAGUAAUGUAACGGUGACAACAGCGCCCUCUGGUGGCCACUUUUCUUCCCUCUGAUCACACAGUAAUCAUCUUAAGGUUGAUUACUGUUUUCUUCCCCCUGAUUCAAAAUGUGGAAUCAUUUAAUGGUGGAGUUUAUGAACCCAGAAUCACGACAUGAACCACAUCGAGUCCUCGCAGCAGCUCCUCAGUCGAUGCCAUAUUUCCCGUUCAUGCAGAGGCCUGACGUCCGCUCCUCUCUUUUCUUACAGAUAUAUUAAUAUAUAAAUGUACGUAUGUUCAAUAAGAGGUUUGUACAAAGAAACAGAUCUUUGCUAAUAGACUGAGACGUUUUAUCUUUGCCA